AGGGCUGUUGCCAGACAAGCGAAUGGAUAUGGAAAAAUCAGGCCUUGGUGUUGGAGAUUACAGCAGGGUGAUUGGGAAAGGCCCUGGUCCUCGACACCUUUCCAAAGAGUCUUCCAUGGAUCACAAUCCUUACUUUGAUAAGAAUGGCAAUCCCAAUAUGUUUGGUGUUGGCAAUGCAGCACAAGCUCGGGGCACUCAGCCUCCGUCACAAGCACUCAACUCAUCUCAGCCUAAUCUCCGUGCUCAAGUGCCUCCUAAUAUUAUGCCCCCUCAGGUCCCUCCUUUACUGAAGUAUCCGCCUAACAAUGGGGGACUGAAUCCUCUGUUUGGCCCCCAACAAGUAGCCAUGUUGAACCAACUCUCACAACUAAGUCAACUUUCCCAGCUCACUCAGAUCUCCCAGCUUCAACGGCUAUUGGCUCAACAGCAGAAAAGUGCAGAAUCAAAGAGGAGGAAUGCCUACAGGGGGGCGCCAGCAACAGGAACAACAGGCCCGAUCUCUUGGUAUGCAACAGUCCCGCCAGCUUGAUCCCAAUCACUUGAUGAAGCAAGCUAUCCCCCCUUCCCAGCAACCGAUGCUCCACCAGCCUCCUAUCAAGUCCUUCCUUGAUAACGUGCUGCCGCACUCAGCCCCGGAACUUCCCAAAGGCCCUUCACCCAUCAACACUUUCAAUGGCUUCCCAUUAGGCUUAAACUCGAAUGUAAAUAUGGAACUUGGGGGCAUGAAAGAACCACAGUCCCGUCUGAGGAAAUGGACUACAGUUGACAGCAUGUCUUCGAAUACUUCACUGGACCAGAACUCCAGUAAACAUGGUGCUAUUUCUAGUGGCUUUAGGCUUGAAGAUUCUCCAUUUGGUUCUUAUGACUUCAUGAACAGCAGUAAUGCUCCAUCCAGCCCUCCAGGAUCUAUAGGGGAUGGCUGGCCCAGUGCCAAAUCGCCAAAUGGCUCCAGCAGUGUCAGCUGGCCACCGGAAUUUCGCCCCGGUGAGCCGUGG
Molecule: messenger RNA, 995 nt
Organism: Staurois parvus
Lineage: Eukaryota; Metazoa; Chordata; Amphibia; Anura; Ranidae
Source: the annotation of a GenBank genome assembly